CUGUUACCUUGGCAAUGCAGUUGCACAGUCUGGGGUCGUCCAAGCAUUGAGCCGCUAUGGCGUUGCCGAUGCUGCCUGGAAAUUCAGUCAAUAAAAAUCUUGGAAGGGACAAAUUUCACAAGUCUCAGCAUUUUGAUUAUUUAAAUGGAGUAGCCAUGGUGGUUGGGGCAGAAAAGCCAGCUAUUGGAGGGGAACUGCUACCUGGGCAGAGGACAAGACCCAAGUAUUCACUCUUUCCAAAGGGAGAAGGCAGAGAUGCCCCAGCAUGGUUAGCCUUUGACAAACAGGUCCUAUGUUUUGAUGCUUAUUUCCAAGAAUCUGUUCCUCAAAGGAGGGAAGAAAAAUAUAGAGUAAGAAAGUGUAAGAUUUACUUUUACUUGGAGGAUGACACCAUACAAGUAGUGGAGCCAGAACUCAAAAACAGUGGGAUCCCACAGGGUACCCUAAUUCGGCGCCACCGCAUUCCUCUCCCAGCUCCUAAAGAUGAUCUCUUUCACAAUGUGCACCAUUUCAAUAUCAAUCAGGAAAUAGUGCUCUAUUCUAAGACCUUUAAAAUUACGGACUGUGACCCCUUCACACACAACUUCUUGAGAAAAAUCGGGGUGCGAAUAAACCCCACUGCUUCAACGCCCACAGAUCCCUAUACCACCCAUCGACAAGAGAUGGAGGAGAGCAUGAAGCCACUAAGGCCAUAUGAAAGAAUGGAUACCCUAAAGCAGUUCUUGGAACAUGACCGCAAAGUCCUGUGCUUCUGUUGCUACUGGGAUGACACUGAGAACAUGUUUAGAGACCCCAGAAAGCUGAUCUUGCAUUACUUCCUGGCAGAUGAUACCAUAGAAAUUCAUGAAGUUUUCCAGCCAAACUCAGGUCGAGAUGUUGUCCCUAAAUUUCUGCACAGGGGAAAGCUUCCCAAGCAUGCUCCUAUUCCCAAACAUCAGCCCGGAGAAAUAACAGACCGCACAGUCCUUAAUGUAUUUGGACCAAUCGGACAAGAAGGACGCUACAUUUUGGAUAGCCUCAAAACUGGAGCUGUAGAGGAAGAAUUCUAUAAAGACUGUGACCUGACCAUUGGAAGCAUCAUUAAUGUGUGGGGUCGUAGGAUUUUGAUAUGCGAAUGCGACAAUUUCACUAAAGAGUAUUAUCGCUCCAAAUACGGUAUUGAGGACUUCACACCUGUCUCAUAUACAACCCCGCCCCCUGCUAAACCAACAAGGCAGGUGCCACCAUACACUGGAUUUGGAUCUGAGGAAGAUUCCCUCUGCUCCUGUCAGGGUUUGCUGCCCAAGCCCCCACAGAAGGAUUUUAGGAAACUCAUGGAAAAAGACAGGCAAGGCCUGGUAAGCAACGUGUUGAGAUUUGUGGGGAAAAUGACAACAGAGAACCCUAUCGACAAGGAACGUGUUUUUAUCAUAUCGUUCUACCUUAGUGAUGAUACAAUAGCAAUCUUUGAACCUCCUCAGAGAAACUCAGGCGUAAUUGCGGGUAAGUUCUUGGAGAGAGGCCGAGUGAAGAAGCCAGGUCAGGAGCUCUUUAAGAGUGAGAUGUCGGAGUAUUUCAAAGCUCAGGAUUUGUAUGUGGGAGCUGAGCUGCAUCUGAACAAUCAGCCCUUCCAUUUGCUGGAUGCUGAUGAAUUUACAUUCAACUAUUUGCAGCAGCAUGCAGAGGAGUUCCCCAAGGCCAACAUUGGCACCAUUAUAAGCAAGAUAAAGUUCAUCAGUGAGGAAAAGCUGAAAGAAGUAAAACAGUUCUUUGCGAUGAGCGACCCAAGAAACACUGGUUUGAUUCCAUAUGAGUCAUUCAGGACUCUGUUGGCAGAUAUGGGCGUUCAGUUGUCUGAGCAUGAGAUCAUGACUCUGGGUCGCACCUAUUCAGUGCAGGAGCAGCCAGAGGAGGAUGUGAGCCUCAUGCUUGCUGUGGCUCAGGAUCAGCUAAAAAAGAAACACUUUGAGAACUUUUUAGAUAUGGUGCAAGCUUUCACGCAUGAGGACCGAGAAAGAUCUGGACACCUCUCUGCCAAAGAGGCACGGAUCAUCUGUAAAUCUUUCCGACUGCCCCUGUCUGAUGACCUACUGAGAAUUCUUCUUAACAAGUUUCAGGAUAAGUCUGAGAAGAUUGACUACCAUGCCUUCCUCUCAGGCAUCAACUGGAGAGAAAACCCCACCCCUGCUGUACACCCAGACGUCACCUUGAAGUUUGAUGUAGACCGGAGAGGAGAAGCUGUAGACCCUGCAGUUAAAACCAUCAACUACUCACUCUUGCUGGAGGAUGUCUUUGGCAGUGCAGCAAACAUUAAUGACAGCUGAGAAUGUCCCAUUGGGAUCCUCAACCUAACUCCACAACAAGCUCAAGAAAUCUGCUCCACUUCGUGUAUUGCACAGAAUAAAUUCUCA
Molecule: messenger RNA, 2390 nt
Organism: Xyrauchen texanus (razorback sucker)
Lineage: Eukaryota; Metazoa; Chordata; Actinopteri; Cypriniformes; Catostomidae
Gene: efhc2
Product: EF-hand domain (C-terminal) containing 2
Exons: 15
Coding region: 57-2303 (748 amino acids)
Biological process (GO): regulation of neuron projection development
Cellular component (GO): microtubule
Molecular function (GO): calcium ion binding
Source: RefSeq, a predicted model, not a curated record